GAGUCACUUUAUAAGCUUACGCUCCACUUUUGCCUCUCACAGUCUCCUUCCUGGAUUAUAGUUUAGUUGCCACUUCUUGCUUGUUCUUUGGAUUUACAGGUUUGAAACGAUGUGCUCUUUGGGUUUUGCCAAAUCUUUAGGUUUUGCCCUAAUCCCACUGGCCAUCUGCUGCAUUGUGGCCAAUGUGCUGCUUUUUUUUCCUGAUGGAGGGGUGAACUCUGUCAGGGAUGGCCAUUUGAGCACCUACGUGUGGUCCUUCAUGGGAAUAGGAGGAGGCGGUAUUGCAAUAUUCAUAACUGCGUUUACUUUUCUGAGUAUGGGGAAGUGCGCUGACUCCUGUGGAACAGAGAGUUGUGCUAUGUGUGGCUCUGUGAUAGCGUCUCUCAUUGGAUUGGCCGGCUCUGGUUAUUGCUUCAUCAUCUCAGCGUUGGCCAUGAGAGAGGGUCCACUUUGCUUUAACAAAUCGAAUUGGACAACGCCUUUCCAGGAAAAUGGACCACAAUACCUGUUUGACCGUAAAUCCUGGUCUGUGUGUGAGCUGCCUGCUCACAUUGUUGAGUGGAAUGUGACGUUGCUGUCCAUCCUGUUAGGCCUCAGCCUGAUUGAGCUCCUCAUUUGCUUCAUGCAGUUAAUCAGCGGGUUGGUCAGCGCUGUCUGCAGGCCUUGCUGCUAUAAGCAGCAGUAUAGCUUGAGUGCUUGAAGAGACAAUGGACAACCAUCACAUUAUAUCACCAACAAAUACUGAUCUUCUAAUGAUAGGAUGCUAUUAACAAAAAAACCUUCUGAAAAUACCUGACACACUAUAUGAGAAGUGGGUCGGUGUAGCAUGACGAACCUGUUCUAGCAUGAUUAGGAGCAGCUGUUUAGAGUCUUAUACUAUUCUAACACAAUCAAUGCCAAUACAGAAUCACUGUGUCACUAUUUAAUAGUGAGACAUAUGACAUAUAACUAGAACCAGAAAAAACAGACAUUUGUAAGUUACAGUUUUUUUCCACCUGUUAGAAUUAAAUACUAAGACAAUGUAAUCAAGACAGCCUUACUUUUAUAAAGAAUUCCAAAUGUGCUUUGUCCAUUUUGUCAAAUGUAUUUCUAAAUUGUGUUUUCUGUGUUUCAUUUAAAAAAAGAUAACUUAUUUUCCAUUCUUGACUUAUUUUUCAAUUAAUUGUGUUGAUGUAAAAAAAAAAAAUCUUGAUGGUAUGUAUCAUAUAUGUAAAUGUAUAUUAUAUUUAUAAUCUUUAUGUUGCCUUAAAAUGAAUAAAUGUUACAUUGUAAACAUA
Molecule: messenger RNA, 1277 nt
Organism: Tachysurus fulvidraco (yellow catfish)
Lineage: Eukaryota; Metazoa; Chordata; Actinopteri; Siluriformes; Bagridae
Gene: tm4sf1
Product: transmembrane 4 L six family member 18
Exons: 4
Coding region: 110-700 (196 amino acids)
Cellular component (GO): membrane
Source: RefSeq, a predicted model, not a curated record